UAUCUUUAUUGGUGUAUAUUCUUGGCUUGCAAUGAGUGGAUUUGUGUUAUGAUUCUCUGCCUCUUUUUCAGACCAGCUGGGAGAUAGUAAAUGGACCACUUGAUGAAGGAGGAAACAAACACAUUCUGAUCAAAGCAUCUUGAUCCAUUUUUUCCACAAAAUAUACAUUUAUCUUAGAAAAGAAACAAAAAGUUAGAGAGCUUAUCAUGUGAUUUGCGGUUGAUAGUUGACAAGUGUGGCUAUAAAAGAAAGUAGUUUCCUGAGAAACUUAUAGGUAGAAAGAAAGUAGGAUUUUCCUCCGGAAACAGCUUUCAGUUACAAAAUUAAAGACAAGAGAGAAAGAACAACAAGUGGGUUUGGUUCUUGGUAAGGAAAAAAAUCAAUGGAAGCAAAAGUUAGUAGUAGUAGUAUAAGUAUGAAGUCAUUAGAGAGACUGGUUUCAGAUAAAGCAUCAAAGCUUGGAAACUCAUUUCCAUGUCAAAUCUGUGUGGUUGGUUUUCUCUGUGGAAUCUGUCUCACUUCACUCUUCUUAGCUGCCCUCACUUCCCUUGGCACCUUUGAGCUCACUGCCUUUUCCUUCUCCUCUGUUUUUCCUCCUUGCAACUCCACUUCUCAAGUCACCGACAGGACAGAAAAUGAAAAUGAUGAUGAUCAGGUGAAACUUUUAGUCUCUGCUUGGGACAACUUAUUACUAAACAAUGAAGACUACUUCAAGAAACAAGGGAUGAACAAAUCUGAUCUCCCAAACGCUCCACAUUUGGAGAAUUGUAAGGAGAGGACACGAGUUAGGGAGCGUUUGGAUACACGAAUAGCCAACCAGACAUUUCCAUCUUGGAUCAAUGGAGGAGAUGAAGAGAACUAUCCAUUAACAAGGAGAGUCCAAAGAGAGUUAUGGUAUCAUCAGCAUCCUUUGGACUGUGAAGACAAGAGUCUCAAGUUCCUUGUAGCUGAUUGGGAAACGCUUCCUGGUUUUGGAAUAGGAGCUCAGAUAGCUGGAAUGACUGGUCUUCUCGCAAUAGCUAUAAACGAGAACCGUGUUCUUGUUGCUAAUUACUAUAACCGAGCUGAUCAUGAUGGUUGCAAAGGUGCUUCUCGAGGAAGCUGGUCAUGCUAUUUUCUACCGGAAACAUCUAAAGAAUGUAGAAAACGUGCGUUGGAAGUAAUGAAAAAGAAAGAAGCGUGGGAGAGUGGGAUUAUUACAGUGAAACAAAACUACAGCAGCAAGGAGAUUUGGUCAGGGCGCAUACCAAAGCUAUGGGGUCAGCCUUGGAGUUACAUGAAGCCUACAACAGAAAUCAACGGAACUUUGAUCUCAAGUCACAGGAAAAUGGAUAGGAGAUGGUGGAGAGCACAGGCGGUGAGAUACUUGAUGAGGUUUCAAACUGAAUACACUUGCGGUUUGAUGAACGCUGCUAGAAACUCAGCGUUUGGAAAAGAAGCUGCUGAGAAUGUUCUCUCUACAGGAGACUUGAGAAAGAAGGAGGAGGUUAGGUCAGAGAUUGAAGAAGAGGUGUGGUCUAAUCACAAACCGUGGAUGCCACGGCCAAUGCUGAGUGUGCAUGUGAGAAUGGGAGAUAAAGCUUGUGAGAUGAGAGUGGCUGCUUUAGAAGAGUAUAUGCAUUUAGCUGAUAGGAUCAGAGUUAGGUUUCCGGAGCUUAACAGGAUUUGGCUCUCGACAGAGAUGAAGGAGGUUGUGGAGAGAAGUAAAGAUUAUGGUCACUGGAGAUUCUAUUACACUGAAGUGGCGAGACAGGUUGGUAAUACAUCAAUGGCUGAGUAUGAAGGUAGUCUUGGGAGAGAGAUGAGCACUAACUAUCCUCUUGUUAACUUCUUGAUGGCAUCAGAAGCUGACUUCUUCGUUGGUGCAUUGGGUUCUACUUGGUGUUUCCUCAUUGAUGGUAUGAGGAAUACCGGUGGUAAGGUCAUGUCUGGUUAUCUCAGUGUUAAUAAAGACCGGUUCUGGUAGCUUCAUAGGUUCCAUUAUGUACAUAACUGAUAUACUAGCUUUAAGACUCCUCCAUACCUUUUGUCUCUUCAUAUGUUUGUACAAAGAGUUUUCAGUGUGUAAUAAAGGU
Molecule: messenger RNA, 2075 nt
Organism: Eruca vesicaria subsp. sativa (arugula)
Lineage: Eukaryota; Viridiplantae; Streptophyta; Magnoliopsida; Brassicales; Brassicaceae
Source: the annotation of a GenBank genome assembly